Cladocopium goreaui is the source of this 734-nucleotide messenger RNA. The record is from the annotation of a GenBank genome assembly. NCBI's taxonomy places the organism in Eukaryota, Dinophyceae, Suessiales, Symbiodiniaceae.
UCUCUCUGUCUCUAUCUGUCUGUCUCUGUCUGUCUGUCUCUGUCUGUCUCUGUCUGUCUCUAUCCGUCUCUGUCAGUCCCUUGAGCAUUCUUCAGGGCAGGCCUUCUCCAGCGCGCUCCCCCAGCAUCCGGCUGGGGUCGGCGGAUUCCAUGGACUUCUCCCUGAAAUCCACGGUUUUCAACGAAGGUCACUCGAUGUCUUUCACGCCCCGAACGCUUCAGGCACAGCGGUCAGCAGCGAGACUCCGGACAAGGUGGCCAAGGCGAAGGUGGUCAAGCGCCGCGGCCCGAAACGACGGCCAGCAGCUCCGGUGACACCGGCACCCUCUGAGGCACCUGCCGUUCCGUCGCCGGCCGCUGUUCCUUCAGCGACGACAGCGGUGGCGCUGCGGAAGAAACGCAAAGGCCGAGGCAGUCCUCCAUCCCAAUCCUCCGUGCCAACUGGCGCACCGGCCCCAGUGCCGCCGGCAACUGCAGCUGCACCAGCGGCUGCACUGGCUGCGGAGGAGUUGGCCGCAGCCCGAGCGUUGGUGGCGGAAUUGACGAUUCGAGGGCGAGAAGCCUGUGAGGCGAAGCUUCGCUCCCUUGCGGAUGCCGACACCGACGCCACAGCGCAGGGUCCGGCGCUGGCGCAUUGCGCCGAGCGUGGCCUGGAGGUCUGUGUUCAGCUCCUGUUGCAAAUGCGGGCGGCCCCCGACUCCUGCGGCCUGCGGAAAGUGGCCAGCAGCCAGGUGG